This is a messenger RNA of Scophthalmus maximus (turbot), 4784 nucleotides long. RefSeq names its product transmembrane 131 like (gene tmem131l). The transcript has 34 exons. NCBI's taxonomy places the organism in Eukaryota, Metazoa, Chordata, Actinopteri, Pleuronectiformes, Scophthalmidae. The coding region runs from base 115 to 4692 and encodes 1525 amino acids. The record is from RefSeq and is a predicted model, not a curated record. Gene Ontology annotation, cellular component: membrane.
AGACGGAGGGAGGGAGCUGCUGCUGCUGCCGCCGCCGCUGCUGCCGCUCGGCGAGAGGAGAAAGACCGACGCGGCGGAUCGCACUCGGCAGGCUGCUAGCGGAGAGGGGGCAGCAUGGCCGGGCUACAGGACUUCCAACCAGGCAGCCACUGUCAUAGGAAGACGUGGAUCAAUAUACUACUGGGAAUAUUGCAAUUACUCCUACCCUGCGUCCAGCACGGAGGCGCUCAGCUGCAAGCUCUGAGUCAGAUGUCCACCAGCGUGGUCGAGGUCUGGCAGCCAGAAGAUGCAGAGCCACUAGUCCCGCUUCAGAUGGAGAAGGAGCGAAAAAAAGAUGGUCUUCCACUAGAAGACAGCUCCUCUCCAUAUACACGUGAGAAUGGGAGGCCCUUACAUUUUCAGCCCCCAGCGUUGGAGUUUGGGACUCAGCCGCUGGGGCUGCCAAGAGCUGAAACCAUAUAUAUACACAACCCCAGCCAGGAAGUUCCUGUGACCCUGCUGUCAAUGUUUACAUCCAGCAGGCAUUUUUACAUACCUUCCUUUCACAGAAGAGUGAUCCCACCCAGAGGGAAGGCAUCUUUUAAACUCAUUUUCCUCCCGUCUGAGGAGGGCAAUGUAGAAAACACAUUAUUUAUAAACACAUCGGCCCAUGGGCUCCUGUCAUACCAGCUUUUCGGUAUGGGAGUUCACCGGGGUUCGUUAAAGUCUGUCCAAAGAAAGGAUAGUCUGCUAAUAUUCCCUCACAUCCAGAGCAUUAAGCUGACCCAAACUCAGGAAGAUGCCUCCAACGUCACUACACUGGGUCUACUGCUGGAGUGCAGCUUACCCAAGAGUUUGCUUAACAACCCUCAGGGGUCCUGCCUCCAGAGUGAGGAGCGUCUCAGUCUGCAGAUUAAUCUGUCGGCGCGUGGCGACCGGCCCGCUGACCUGGACAAGCUCAAGCCUUACGUCAUCGAGCACAUUCUGGUGCUGCUGGUGGCCCCCACUGCUGGACAAUCUGCAGCAGGGGAACCAAAAAUAGGAGUUUAUAUGUUAAAUUCUGGUGGCAAGAAGCUCUACGUAAAGGAAAUGCAGGUGCUGUCAGGAGUGGAGGUCAGCCUGGAAUUUAAUCAGGUUCCUCUGAGAGCAGAAACAAAGAACUUCACAGAAGUGGCCACCCUGGCCUGCACAGGAUCAUUGCCAGGCCACGGAAGAAAAUGCAUAAGUCAUAUCGGUUUGAAGAUUCUGGGAAACAGUACAACGUACAGCUUCCCCGGACUACAUGUCCCACACGGCCUGUUCCAGGUGAAGCAGCGGGAUGCAGACCGGGUGGAUCUGUGGCUGACGAACACCCUCCCCCUGCCACUCACUGUGAUGAACGCCAGCCUCUCGCAGAAACUGCAGGGAGUAAUGAAGGUGAUGAACUUCAGUGGCCCGCUGACAGUUCCUCAGGGCUGCUGGCGCGUCCUGUCCCUCAAGCUGCUCAGCAGGGCGGUGCCUGUCAAUCACCUGUCCACCCUCAGGCUGGACACCAGCCUGGGCUCAGCCCUGCACGUUCCGCUCCUCUUUCACUCUACUCCUCCCAAGCAGGGGGAAGUGGUGUUUGAGGCGGAGCAAGAGUGUGGGCGACCUUGCCCUCUCAGAUUGUCCGAGACAGGUCGUUUAGAGUGGCAGCGUUCUCUCCUCUCAGACUUCUUCCCCUCGUCCUGGACCGUUGACAGCAAACUGGCGGCUGAGCUCUGCUCUCGAUGGCAGAGCCACAAAGACAAACUCCCUUGCAGGUGGCCCAGACUCCCUGUGGAGACGUCCGCUCCUCUGGACUUUGGGGCUACACCCGUCAACGAGAGCAAGGUGAAGACUUUCAUGCUGAAGAAUCCUUCACCUUCAGUGGUUUCUGUAGAAAUUCGACUCCUCUCCCUGUAUCCUGCCCCUUUAGAGGCUCUGGACCUCCUAACCAAAUGGUUUAAUAUCAGCCCCCUCUCUGUCAACAUCAGCACCACAGAGUUUUCUCUGUUUGCAUCCCCCCCAAAGGCGAGUGCGAACGUGGAGGCCGUGUCACAAGAGGGAGUCCUGCGUCUGCUGCUGCAGCCCUGGGAGGCCAGAGAGGUCGCUGUGGUCUUCACUCCCUCUGAACACAAACCCACCACAACCAUUCUCAUUAUCAGGAACAACCUGACGGUGUUUGACAUGGUGACGGUUCGGGGCCACGGGGCAAAGGAGCUGCUCAGAGUUGGAGGCAAACUCCCCGGCCUGGGAGCCUCCCUGCGCUUCAACGUUCCUCAGUCGACUCUAAUGGAGUGUCGCGAUGGUCUGCGCACCAACAAGCCGCUGUUCGCCAUCAGAAAAAGUUUCAAGGUGGAGAAUGCAGGCGAGCUUCCUCUGACCGUCAUGUCGAUGAAUAUAAACGGAUACAAGUGUCAGGGAUUCGGCUUUGAGGUGCUGCAGUGUCGCUCCUUCAGUGUCGACCACAACUCCUCCUCUGAGAUCACCAUCGCGUUCACCCCAGACUUCACCUCAUCCUGGGUGAUCCGUGACCUCACUCUGGUGACAUCACGCGGCACCUCGUUUCCCUUCACCCUCAACGUGACACUGCCCCACCACAUGUUGCCUCUCUGUGCUCAGGUGGUUCCUGGCCCGAGCUGGGAGGAAACCUUCUGGGUGAUCACCCUCAUCUUCACAUGCUUCUCUCUGUUCGGUGUGUGUCUGAUGGCCUUCCAUCAGGCUCAGUACAUCCUGACGGAGUUCUUCACACCCAGCAUCAGAAGCAACCACAACUCUGUCCUGUCCCGCGACAACGGCUCCAUCAACAAUAUCACACCCAAUGGAGUCAAUAAAACAAAGGGAAGCUGUAAGAGCUAUGUGGACACCUGUCACACCUCUGAUAAAGGAAAGGGGCGUGGCUCUCCAGCCUUAGCCAACAGCCCCGCACCACGUCCUCAGUCGGCGAAAAAAGGCUCCUCGAGCACCCCGACCCAACCCCAAAAGAAACACAAGGUUUCGCUUUAUUACACCAAAUACAAGUCAAGCUCGUCCCCAGCAGCAGCUGAUGCUGGGACAGUGGACGAAGAGCGCGAAGACCCGACACCAGACGCUCCCCUGACCCCAGACCCCGAUGUCUGCAACAACAACGAACCGGUUUUCAUCAGCGAACUGGAUAAAACGACUCCCGCGGACUUCAAAGUAGAAUCCCACAGCCCUAUAGAAGAUCGAGCUCCAGCUGUUAUGUUUCCCGUGGAAAUGCCUGCUGGUUUCCCAGACAACGUCACAGUGGGUCCAGGACCUAGACCGGGUCUUUUAGUGUGCAGUCCCGUCGAGAAGAGCUGCACUGAGCACUACGCAGAGAAGGUCGACUCUGAGAAAAGGGACAGCUCUGAACUGGAGCAGACAGAAGAUGGCAAAGGCCAGAAAAAGAAAGCACAGAUCAUCGAGACGGGCGCUGCACCAGGGAAUAAUAAGGGAAAGAGGAAUCGCAGGAAGACAGAAAAUAUCGCCAGCGCUCCGGAGCACAAUGUGCUGGUGAUGCCAGAGAGGGAGAAAGAACCCGAGUGGAAAACAGGAGACCGUAACGUCAGCGGACCCCGGAACAGGAACCGCUGCUGCAACGGCUCAAAUUCAGAAGCACCAAAGCCUGCACAUAGUGCCGAGAACCCCCUGAAACAAAACGGUGCGUGUCCUGCCCGCACUCGAAGAAAGUGUGCCACAGAGCGACGCGCCGGCGCAGUGUGCGAGUCGGGCUCAGACUCCGGCAGCUCGUCGGGCAGCGUGAGGGCCAGCAGAGGGAGCUGGGGCAGCUGGAGCAGCGCCAGCAGCAUAGAGGGAGACAAGGACGCCAGCUCUCGGACACACGGCUGCACUACCUCAUCUAGAAAAAGGGACUCCAUGCAGUACAAUGUCUACCCAGUAGAGAGAGACUGCUACCAGACCAUGAAUACUAACUACAAGGCUCUCAGCAUGAACAACUUGUACCGUAAAGACUCGUGCCAAAGCCCCGAUCCCGCAGCCUCCAGCUUUGUCCCCAGUUUUGCUGCUGUUGCUGCUGCAGGAGUGGACAGGAACAUGGACCUGACCGGUCAGUAUUUGCCUGAAGAGACGUGGUCGGCUCCAUCCGUCCCCCUCACCAAUGAGUUCAGAUACAACACCACUGAGGCGCUGCCCUACAUACCUCAGCCAGCCACCACCAGGUCGUACAACGGGUUUACUUGGAGUAGUGCCCACAGCCACUGCAACAAUCCCUACACCUACAGUAAGGAAGCCAACUACAUAGGUAAUGGAACAUUUCCAAGUGGUUUUCCUGGUCAGGAGGGUCAGAACACACAAAGUAACCAGACCAGCUGGACGGAGGAACAGCCACAAGAGUCACCCUCGACCUCGACCUGGGACACCGGAGCCUGUGUGGGCAGCAAGCCGUACUUCUCGGGCACCCGCAGCCUCUCCCCCAUGUCCAGCCUGUUUGGAUCCAUCUGGACGCCGCAGAGCGAGCCCUACCAGAGCCACUUCCAGCCCGAACGAUCAGCCCCGAUGUCCCCCGUGUCGCCCAUCACCCCUCCCCACUCCCCCUACAGCCGGGAGCCAGAGGUCACCUGCAGGCCCAUCCAGUACUCCAGCUUCAACCCAUUCGGCCCGCACAUGAACCUGGACAUAUGGAACUCUUCUUCCAACCGCAGCUCCAACUCGCAGCUCUCCAACGACUCUGGCUACUGCGGAGAUGUUUAAGCUAAUCCGCAGACCUUAAACGAUAAUUUCAAACAUAUAAAACAUUGAUAUGUAAAAGAAAGGAAAUAAAAAUGAAUGUUCUUUUAUCAUUA